AUGGACGCCUCCAAAAACCCUGUCAAGCUCGUCAAGGUUACCAGAGUCCUUGGCCGAACCGGCUCUCGUGGCGGCGUGACCCAGGUCAGGGUGGAGUUCAUGGACGAUCAAACUCGCUCUAUAAUCCGAAAUGUAAAGGGGGCCGUCCGUGAGGACGAUAUCCUCUGCCUCCUGGAGUCGGAACGGGAGGCUAGACGGCUGAGAUAA
Molecule: messenger RNA, 207 nt
Organism: Letharia lupina
Lineage: Eukaryota; Fungi; Ascomycota; Lecanoromycetes; Lecanorales; Parmeliaceae
Exons: 3
Coding region: 1-207 (68 amino acids)
Biological process (GO): translation; maturation of SSU-rRNA; ribosomal small subunit assembly
Cellular component (GO): cytosolic small ribosomal subunit; ribosome
Molecular function (GO): structural constituent of ribosome
Source: RefSeq, a predicted model, not a curated record